AUGAAGCUGCAAAAAGCAUCUGACAAGAAAUAUGUUUCUCUUAGUUACUAUGAAAUUUUGUUUGCUUCUCUCAUUGCAGGUUUUGUGUGUGUUUGUGUUGGAUUGAUUGUUCUCUCAUGGUUGUCAGUCCGGGAGUUAGAACGAGCCAAGGCAAAUGGGAAUACACAUGGCUACAUGGGAACAUUUAAAAUACUCUCUGGGACAUCAUUCACUCCUGCUUUGCAAAACAGAUCAUCAGCUGAUUUCAAAGUCCUUGCCUUUGAUGUUGAACAACUGAUACAAGACGUUUUUCAAACAAGUGAUCUGAAAAAUGAAUUUGAGAGAUGUGAAAUUUCCCAGUUCGAGAAAUCUGAAGAUGGCCUUGAAAGAUUCAAGAAGUCAGAGACUCGUGUUGUUGUGAUCUUCACCCUUUAUUUUAGCCACAUGGUAACAGUUGAGAAAGUAAAAAAUGAGCUGGUUUUGCAUAUCAACUCAAAUAAAACUAAUCUUACUCAGACACUGAAAAUUGAUGUGAACAGCAUACAAGUCACAGUAACUGCUGAAAAUCUUACUACAAUGAUGCCGUUAACUUCUGUCUACUACCGGAAGUCUUAUGACAAUAUGAAGCAGACACAUCUUGAUCUCACAAAUUCACAGAGUGCAAACCUGCAAAAAUUUCAGAUUCAGAGUCUAACUACAAGCUCCUUCACACCAACUUCAGGUUCAGGACAGCUCACUACAAGCAAGCCCUCAACAACUGCAGCUGAAUGUUUGCUACCUGCUGAACUUUGUGAUGAUGGUGUAACCUGCAUUAGAAAUGAUUUAUUUUGUGAUGGAAUCUUGGACUGCCCAGAUAGUUCUGAUGAAUCUGAAAAAAGAUGUGCUGCAGUUUGCGAUGGAAAAUUUCUGUUGACUGAUUCCUCUGGGUUUUUUCACUCUAUGAAUUACCCAAAACCAUAUAAUUCAAACAUCAUUUGCCAAUGGAUUAUACUGGUGCCUCAAGGGCUAUCCAUUAAACUGAACUUCACUUCCUUUGAAACACAAAAAUAUGCAGACAAUUUAAAUAUUUUUGAAGGUAUAGGACAAAACAAGAUUUUAAGAGCUUCUCUGUCAGGGACUAAUCCUGAGACAAUUUACAUUUUUUCUCAUGAGGCUACAGCACAGUUCAUAUCAGAUUAUUCUGAAAAUUACAGCGGCUUUAAUGCAACAUACUCUACAUUUAAUGCAAAUGAACUAAACAAUUAUGAGAAAAUCAAUUGCACUUUUGAAGAAAGCUUUUGUUAUUGGAUACAAGAUUUAGAUGAUGAUUCAGACUGGGAAAGAAUUCAGGGUCCUACUUUUCCCCCUAUGAGUGGUCCUGAUUUUGAUCAUACAUUUGGCAACAUGUCAGGAUUUUAUAUUUCAACACCCAUAGGACAUACAUUCAGAGAAGAGAGAGUCCAAAUUCUGAGUCUGCCUUUGAAUUCUUCAGAUUUAUCUUGUCUAAGCUUUUGGUAUUUCAUGUAUGGUGCUAAUGUUUAUUGUUUAAGAGUGAGCAUAAGUAAUGUGCAUGGUUUGGAAAAGAUCAUUUUCGAGAAAAAAGGAAACUAUGGGAAAAACUGGAAUUAUGGACAAAUAACUUUAAAUGAAUCAUCUGAUUUUAAGGUUAUUUUUGAUGCCUUUAAAAGACCUGGUCUCAGUGAUAUUGCCGUGGAUGACAUUGGCCUGACAAAGGGGAAGUGUAAUGACAGUAUUUAUGUAGAGCCAACUGUGAUUCCGUCUAUUACUGCCGUCCCUUCAGGUCCUACUGACUGUGGAGGGCCGGUUGAACUCUGGGAGCCAAACAGUACUUUCAGCUCUGAAAACUUUCCAAACAAUUACCCUAAUCAAGCUUCUUGUGUGUGGUAUUUAAAUGCUGAAAAUGGAAAAAACAUUCAACUUCAUUUUCAGUUUUUUGAUCUGGAAAAUAUUUAUGAUGUAGUUGAAGUCAGAGAUGGCAGAGGACCAACGUCCUUACUUUUGGCUGUAUAUACAGGACAAGACCCACGGCCAGAUGUUUUCUCUACAACAAAUCAGAUGACAGUAAUCCUCCUUACGGACAAAUCUACAACGAAGAAGGGAUUUCUUGCAAAUUUUACUACUGGCUACCAUCUAGGAGCUUGUGCAAUUAACGAGCAUCAGUGUGGCAGUGGGGAUUGUAUACCAUUGCAUAACCUUUGUGACAACCUACCUCAGUGUGAAGAUGGCUCUGAUGAAGCAAAGUGCAUGAGAUUGUUUAAUGGUUCUCUAAGCACUGAAGGGCUGCUACAGGCCAGGAUUGGGAAGACGUGGCACCUGACAUGUGCUGAUGGUUGGAAUGAAGAGAUUUCAGACAGUGUUUGCCUGCUUCUGGGGUUAGGGGAUGCAAACGUGUCAUCUACAGUAUUAUUCACUGCAGAUGGCCCGUUUGUCUACAUUGCCAAAGCAACUAACAACAGCCUAAUAUUUACAAAAAGAGAAUUCUGUUUGAACAACCAGGUGGUUCAUCUGCAAUGCAACAAUAAACCUUGCGGAAAACACCUGGUAACUCAGAGCUACAGAACAAGGAUUGUAGGUGGAAGUGAUGCCAGAAGAGAGGCUUGGCCUUGGAUAGUUUCACUCCAUUUUAAUUCCAGACCUGUUUGUGGAGCUUCCCUUGUCAGUGAUGAAUGGCUGGUGACAGCAGCACACUGUGUAUAUGGGAGGCAAUUAAAACCAUCUCAGUGGAAAGCAGUUCUUGGCUUGUAUGACCAAUCAGAUAUGACACAGCCUUCAACAGUAGUUCAAAACAUUGAUCAAAUAAUUAUAAAUCCUCAUUACACAAGAUCUACAAAAGAUAGUGAUAUUGCUCUCAUGCACCUGCAAUACGAAGUGCAAUAUACAGAUUAUAUACAACCUAUCUGCUUACCAGAAAAAAAUCAACACUUUUUACCAGGAAUUAACUGCUCCAUUGCUGGAUGGGGUACUAUUAUGAGUGAAGGUCCCACUUCAGAUAUGUUGCAAGAAGCAGAGGUCCCUCUCAUUUCAAAUGAAAAAUGCCAACAACAGAUGCCAGAAUAUCAUAUUACUAGUAAUAUGAUCUGUGCGGGAUAUGACAAAGGAGGAGUAGAUUCUUGUCAGGGAGAUUCAGGUGGCCCUAUGACAUCUGAAGAUGGGGACAAAUGGUUUUUGGUUGGUGUAACAUCAUUUGGCUACAAGUGUGCACUUUCCAAACGACCAGGAGUGUAUGUUCGAGUCACCAUGUUUGUGGACUGGAUCAAAGACAUUAUCUAUUAGCAUGAUAUUAUUAAAUGAUAAAAACAGAACUUCAAGGUUGAAAAUAAGCCAUUAGAUAACAAUGUAAACCAGACUGGCAUUUCAACCUUACAGUUAGAGAACCUGAAUAAAUAUUUAAAUUUCAGGGAGGAAAACAUUACUAAUUGAGAACUCCAUUACCAAUUGAGAGUAAUAUUCCAAAUCAGAUGCUAUGAUUUUGUUAACAAAUAGUUUUAUCAUUUUACUUUUUCUAUGAGACCAUGAGGAAACAGUUUCUUUGAACAUGAGUGUAUUAAAUGCACAGUGAAGGGCUUUACAAACCAUGGGCAGUAAAAUAAAAAAAGUUUGUAAACUGCAAAUGCUUUGUUGAAAAAUCGCCUAGAUAGUUAAUUCCAGGCCAAACAAUACACAGUUUUAUGUUUUGCACUGUAUUUUUCAAUGUAUAUUUUCAUUCCAAUGAAUAGUCAACUCUUCUCAGUAAUCUCACCACUCAUCAAAACAAAGGUAUGUUAUCCGUUUAAACUGGGCUCAUGGGAUUUCUUCUGUUUUGUCUAUUACAAAAAGCUCUGGAAUGAGGUUUAUGGAUUGUACACAAAAACUGAUCAUAUAUCAUACUGCUUUCUAAUGAAUAAACUGAAUGUAAGCCAA
Messenger RNA from Pezoporus occidentalis (night parrot), 3879 nucleotides. RefSeq names its product transmembrane serine protease 15 (gene TMPRSS15). Gene Ontology annotation, molecular function: serine-type endopeptidase activity; protein binding. Lineage: Eukaryota; Metazoa; Chordata; Aves; Psittaciformes; Psittacidae. Gene Ontology annotation, biological process: proteolysis. Bases 1 to 3252 code for a protein of 1083 amino acids. Gene Ontology annotation, cellular component: membrane. The record is from RefSeq and is a predicted model, not a curated record. The transcript is spliced from 29 exons.